GAGAUGCUCAAGAGAAGAUGAGGAGAUGAGAGUAUUCGACGAUAAUGAUGCAAGGAAACAACAAGGAGCGUGUCAUGUUGCAGGCAACAAUGAAGCCCAUGAUGAAGACUUGCAGCGGUAUGGUAGGGUAAGCGGUUGUGAGGAACAAGCUUCAUCGCAGCAAGAUGAAAGCGAUCACGGGAAGGCGAUGCUGGAGAGCCCUGCAGUGAACAUAACUCCUAAAGGAUCUUGGAGGAGGAUGGAGGAACUUAGAAACAGAGCAGGCUCCAUGAGCGAGAGUAGCGAUGAGGACACGUGCGAUGAAGAAUACCUCAGGCGGCAUCUGCCAUAUGAACGCUCCGAGCAACAUGCCUCAGUCAGAGUGUAUGCCGACGACUCCUGUACCUCGUGCAGUUUCCUGGCAGAGGCAGAGUCUAUCCUUGACAGCUCAUGUAGUUUCAUCCAGUCCUCUCCUGCCGCUAAACUGGAAGGGAGUUUCAACGGUGCAGACGUACUUGAAGACGAGCUGCGAGAUUCUCAUCGCAUACGAGGUGCCAACGAACUUCUUGCCAGCUCCUGUUGAGAUUCAUAAGAAAGACUUUAAUGUGUUGCAUC
Guillardia theta CCMP2712 is the source of this 594-nucleotide messenger RNA. RefSeq lists its product as hypothetical. NCBI's taxonomy places the organism in Eukaryota, Cryptophyceae, Pyrenomonadales, Geminigeraceae. Bases 26 to 562 code for a protein of 178 amino acids. The record is from RefSeq and is a predicted model, not a curated record. The transcript has a single exon.